This is a messenger RNA of Salarias fasciatus (jewelled blenny), 2883 nucleotides long. RefSeq names its product semaphorin-3F-like. The record is from RefSeq and is a predicted model, not a curated record. Gene Ontology annotation, cellular component: plasma membrane. Gene Ontology annotation, biological process: neural crest cell migration; positive regulation of cell migration; semaphorin-plexin signaling pathway. The coding region runs from base 507 to 2741 and encodes 744 amino acids. Gene Ontology annotation, molecular function: semaphorin receptor binding; chemorepellent activity. The transcript is spliced from 20 exons. NCBI's taxonomy places the organism in Eukaryota, Metazoa, Chordata, Actinopteri, Blenniiformes, Blenniidae.
GAGGACAGCAGGGCAGACACUCUCCCUCCCAACACCUGCACCUGGUGCCUUGAUUCCACCACCCCCUAAAGAACUCCCCUCGCCGGAUCAAUGGAGCUGCAUUUGAACGCACCUCGCUGAUUGUUGCUGCGUACAAAACUUUUAUUUCGAGAAAGAGUGGAUUAAGCGAUUCCAAGGAUCUCUAUAUUUGUGCUCUUUUUAAGAGAGAGGGAGAGAGAGAGAAAAGGUUGCCUGGAAGGCAGAUUAAUAGCGACUGAUUAGAAUUCUUUCCCCCCACCUUUUCUCCUUGUUCUUCUCACGAGGAAUUUGCGAACGGAUUGUUUCAGUGCGCGCGCAGAGCUGCUGCUGCUGCUGCUGAGGGAGAUUUUUCCAGUCCGGAGCUUCGAGGCGCACAACGCGGGGAAUGCAGCGGUAACACAUCCCGCAAGUUUGGGAGCUCAGAGGCACGACGCAGCGAUCCAGAAAGAGGCGGAAAGCAAAGAUUUAGAUCUCUGUGGGCUACCUGCAUGACGGUUACCAUGACAGCAUCUGGAGCCCGACUCCUCCUGUUGGCCUUGUGUGUUUACAGAGGCUGGGGCCUGCAGCAGUCAGCGCCCAGGGUUCGCCUCUCCUUCAAAGAACUCAUGGACACCCGGGCAGCGCGGCCCUUCAGCUUCUCCUUCAACACCAGCGACUACCGCAUCCUCCUGAUGGAUCAGGAUCAGGGCCGCCUGUACCUGGGGAGCCGGGAGUACCUGGUGGCCCUGGACAUGCACAAUGUCAACAAGGAGCCGCUCAUUCAGAUCCACUGGCCGGCGUCGGCCAAGAGGAAGGGGGAAUGUCAGAUGACGGGAAAAGGAAAACAGGGUGAAUGUGCCAACUUUGUGCGGUUGAUAGAGCCGUGGAACCGCACCCACCUCUACACCUGUGGAACGGGGGCGUACCAGCCCAUCUGCACCUUCAUCAACAGAGGCUGGAGGGCAGAGGACUACCUGUUCCGGCUGGUCCCUGGGUACGUGGAUUCAGGGAAGGGAAAAUGUUCCUACGAUCCCAAACAGGAGAACGUCGCAGUUUUGAUCAACAGUAACCUCUACGCGGGCGUGCAUAUCGACUUCAUGAGCACAGACGCCGCUCUGUUCAGGACCAUGGGGGGGAGGACGGCGAUCCGGACGGAGCAGUACGACUCCAGGUGGCUCAACGAGCCGGUGUUUAUUCAGAUCCAGCAGAUCCCUGACAGCGCAGAAAAGAAUGACGACAAACUUUACUUCUUCUUCCGUGAGAAGAGUCUAGACUCCAGCGGCGGGGCCAGCCCCACCGUCUUAGCCCGGGUGGGGCGAGUGUGUCUGAAUGAUGAAGGAGGCCAGAAGUCGCUGGUGAACCGCUGGACCACCUUCCUGAAGGCUCGCCUUAUCUGCUCGGUGAUCGGAGAAGACGGAGUGGAGACCCGCUUUGAUGAACUACGUGAUGUAUUUAUCCAGCCGACGCAGGAUGAGCGGAACCCCAUGGUGUACGCUCUCUUCACCACCGCGGGCUCGGUGUUCAAGGGCUCGGCGGUGUGUGUGUACUCGAUGGCCGACAUCCGCAACGUCUUCAAUGGACCGUUCGCCCACAAGCACGGCCAUAAUUACCAGUGGACUGAGUACACUGGGAAAAUUCCCUACCCACGGCCCGGAACGUGUCCAGGAGGCACCUUCACUCCAGGAAUCCGCUCCUCCAAGAACUUCUCAGAUGAGGCAGUGAAUUUCAUCCGGGCCCACCCCCUCAUGUUUCAUCCGGUUUACCCGAUCCACCGCCGCCCCCUGGUGGUCAGGACUGGCGUGGACUACCGCUUCACGGCCCUGGUGGUGGAUCAGGUGGACGCUGUGGACGGACGCUAUGAAGUGCUUUUCCUGGGAACAGAUCGAGGGACGGUGCAGAAAGUAAUCGUGCUUCCCAAGGAUCCGACCAGCUUUGAGGAACUGACUCUGGAGGAAGUGGAGGUUUUUCGGAGCAGAGCUCCAGUCAAAACAAUGAAGAUAUCAUCUAAAAGACAACAGCUGUACGUGUCUUCGGACGCGGGGUUGACCCAGGUGUCGCUGCACCGCUGCGGCGUGUACGGCCGGGCCUGCUCCGACUGCUGCCUGGCCCGGGACCCCUACUGCGCCUGGGACGGAGAGAGCUGCUCCGCUUUCACACCGUCCACCAAGAGGAGGAGCAGAAGACAGGAUGUGAAACACGGCGACCCUCUGAGGCAGUGCAGAGGCUUCAACGCCAAAGUGGAGAAGCGUCUGAGGGAGACGGUGCAGUUCGGGGUGGAGGGCAGCAGCACCUUCCUGGAGUGUCAGCCUCGCUCCCCUCAGGCUACUGUCAAGUGGCUUUUCCAGAGGGAAGGAAAGAGAAAAGUGCUGAACCGCGGAGCAGGAGUUCUGAAGACCAACCACGGGAUCCUCCUCAAGUCCCUCAACCAGUCGGACGCGGGGCUCUACCACUGCCUCGCCACCGAGAACAACUUCAAACACACGGUGGCCCGCGUGGCGCUGCGCAUCCUCGACCGGGACAUCGUUCUGGCCCUCACCGCCCAGGACGAGGACGAGGAGCCCAAAACGCGGCAGGCGGCGUCCUACCCGCAGUCCACCUUGGCCUCCACGCCCUUCCCCCCCGAGAUCAGACUGAUCAACCAGUACUGCCAGUCCUACUGGGAACAGCUGAACCCCAAACAGCAGCAGCUGCGGAAGCGCACCAGCCGCAGACACACGGAGAGCCAGGACCAGGGCCUCGGCUAGAGCGCGGCCCCGACGCCGUCCGGAUCCUCUCUGUCUGGACUUUCUAGUGGACUUUAAGUUCGACCCACGUUUGGGCUUCACUUCCAUUCAUUAGACGGACGACUCUGUCCUCCUGCUGUGUCCAUGUUUCUACAAGUCUCAG